GUUGGUUUGUUUUUGACAGAAGGACAUGACCCUGAAGCCUCACGAGCGGAGACAGAACCAGACAGGACCGCUGCGCAAGAAGAAGCCCGGCCGCGUGCCGAACGGGCUGAGCUUGGACCUCAACCACAACAACCACCAGCACCACCACUCUGAUCAGGAGAACAACCCUCGCCUGGCCCAUACGCACAGCAAGAAGAAGAAGAAACACCUGCAGAAGAAACACCGACCUCUGAAGCCGGGUCAGAACAACUGUAAAGACAGCGAUAGCGAGAGCGUGAGUGGGGAAUCCAAACCCUCCAUCCGGAGCAGCUCCAGAGAUAGACCGACAGACAGGAGCGCGGAGGCUGUCUUCACCCUCAGGCCUGCAGGCUCUGUUAUGUGUUUGUGCUCGGCUGGUGAUAAGAACAUCCUAUUUACUCAGCUGGCAGCUUCAGUGGAGACUCAGGCUGAAGCACAACUGUGCUUAUACACCGUAGAAGUGGAGACGACAGGAAGCUCGUGUGGAAGUUCAGUCAGUCUGACGCAGGCCCUCUUCAGACCUCAAGCUUUGGCUCCUGCAGUGCAGAUGUGA
Molecule: messenger RNA, 571 nt
Organism: Carassius auratus (goldfish)
Lineage: Eukaryota; Metazoa; Chordata; Actinopteri; Cypriniformes; Cyprinidae
Product: autism susceptibility gene 2 protein-like
Exons: 4
Coding region: 26-571 (181 amino acids)
Source: RefSeq, a predicted model, not a curated record